Messenger RNA from Aspergillus calidoustus, 309 nucleotides. NCBI's taxonomy places the organism in Eukaryota, Fungi, Ascomycota, Eurotiomycetes, Eurotiales, Aspergillaceae. The record is from the annotation of a GenBank genome assembly.
AUGAUGUCCGAUAAAGAGCUGGGAGGCGCCACCCCGCCCAGCUUACAGAGACUGGGCAAUGACCCUGAAGACCCUUCCCCGCAGCCGGAUCCCCACACGCCCCCGGAUGGAGGCGUCGUCGCGUGGCUGGUGAUUCUCGGCUGCUGGUGCGCGUCGUUUUGCAGUUUCGGUUGGCUGAACAGUGUUGGGGUCUUUCAAGAGUACUACCAAAACGACCUGCUUCGAGACUACUCGACGAGCACGGUCUCGUGGAUUCCUUCGCUCGAGGUUUUCUUCAUGCUCGGCAUGGUAUGUCCCGCCCCCCAGUAG